Messenger RNA from Panicum hallii, 225 nucleotides. RefSeq lists its product as uncharacterized. The record is from RefSeq and is a predicted model, not a curated record. NCBI's taxonomy places the organism in Eukaryota, Viridiplantae, Streptophyta, Magnoliopsida, Poales, Poaceae. The coding region runs from base 1 to 225 and encodes 74 amino acids. The transcript has a single exon.
AUGGCCAGCAGGAAGAUGAUCGUCCUCGUGGCGGCGCUGCUCCUCGUCGCCGUCGCGCUGGAGGCCGCCCCUCGGGCGAGCGCCAUGGACUGCAAGGCCGGGUGCGCCGAGCUCAAGGACUCCCCGCUCGGCGGCGCCGCCGACUGCGAGAAGAAAUGCGCGGAGAUCGCCGCCACCAAGGGGCCCCAGGACCCCAACAAGGCGGCCAAGUGGGACAUCCCGUAA